This is a messenger RNA of Abrus precatorius (Indian licorice), 1046 nucleotides long. Its product is annotated as protein DCL, chloroplastic. The transcript is spliced from 4 exons. Gene Ontology annotation, biological process: chloroplast rRNA processing; chloroplast organization. Lineage: Eukaryota; Viridiplantae; Streptophyta; Magnoliopsida; Fabales; Fabaceae. The record is from RefSeq and is a predicted model, not a curated record. Gene Ontology annotation, cellular component: chloroplast. Bases 133 to 786 code for a protein of 217 amino acids.
GAGGGAGCCGAGUUGGUUUGUUUUCUUUAUCCUCGGGAGAUUUGCAGAGAGGAGAUUGCCGAAUUAGAUAACGUUAACGCAAGCGAGGGAAGGAGGGAAAACGACAGCAUGUUUCAUAAGUGAGAGCGUUUAAUGAUUAUAGCUACAAGCAUGGCUUCUUUACUACCCAAAACGGCACCGCAUGUCCAUCCCCUCGCAAACCCUUCUUCUCCCGUCAAUGCUUUCUUCCCUUUCCGUUUCCACUGCCUUAAUGCAUCGUUGCCUCGCCCCAUUCUCUUUCCCCUCAAAGUAGCCUCCUCUUCUGACGCUGAUAGUUUGCACGGAAAGCCCCUCGUUUCUCAGGGAAAGGGAAUUUUGGAGGAACAUGGUUAUGCCUAUGAAGAUGAAGAAGAUGAAGAAGAAGAGGAAGAGAAAAUGGUUGAUUGGGAGGACCAGAUUUUGGAGGAUACCGUUCCUUUGGUUGGUUUUGUUAGGAUGAUUCUUCAUUCUGGACAAUAUGAAAGUGGAGAUAGACUAAAUCCAGAUCACGAGAAAACUAUUCUUGAGAAGCUGCUUCCCUUUCAUCCAGAAUUUGAGAAGAAGAUUGGGUGUGGAAUUGAUCAUAUCACGAUAGGAUAUCAUCCUGAUUUUCAACACUCUAGGUGUUUGUUCAUAGUACGACAAGAUGGAGAACUGAUUGACUUUUCAUACUGGAAAUGCAUAAAGGGUUUGAUCCGAAAGAAUUAUCCAUUGUAUGCAGACAGUUUCAUUCUCAGACAUUUCAGGAAGAAAAGUCGCAAUUUGUGAAGUUUGCACUACCUUUUGCGGCAUGCUAUUUUAAUGGCCUGAAAAAAAUGAACGCCGAAAUUUCUGGAGCUGGAAGAGUGGUUAGCAUUUAACGAGUCACUACAAAAGGUUGCCAUCGAUGCUAGAAAUCGACUCCAUUUUAUUAUUGAUGAUAUUUGUAGUGAUUUUUAAAACAUAAGAAUGUAGAUUGUGUAUAUAGACCGAUGAUAAUGUAGCUUUCAGUUUAAGUAACUUUCAAUAUGAAGGAAUUAAAGCUUAUU